This is a messenger RNA of Entrophospora candida, 668 nucleotides long. The record is from the annotation of a GenBank genome assembly. NCBI's taxonomy places the organism in Eukaryota, Fungi, Glomeromycota, Glomeromycetes, Entrophosporales, Entrophosporaceae.
CAAAAUGGCUGGCCCUUACCAUCCAGUACCGGCACAAAAUGCUUAUGUAAAUCCUGCUGUAAAUAUUGAUACUCCAGCCCGUUUCAAUGCCUGGCUACUUUCAAAAUAUGCCGAAGAAAAUAUAGGCGGUAUGACUAUGGGCAUCCAGGCUCUACUAAGUGAAAAAUUUAGCCCAUUUGACACGCCUGAAUCAUAUCGAGAUAGAAUUCGAAAAAUUUCUAUAGGAGUAACUGAUGCAUUAGCAGUGCCAAUUCUCUUCCAACAACUUCCGCCAGAUUUAAUAAUAUCUGUAAGGAUGUAUAUGAAUGAUCGCGGAGCUGGACAUCAAACAGUAGCUAAUUUCUUUGCAGACUUAAAAAGAGCCUAUAUUGAAAUUCGUGGCGGAGUAGGUAAGGCUCAGGCCUCUAAUACUCAAAUACCGCAGAAUGCAUCUCAAAUCUCCGCAUCAGAAAAUAGCUCUGCUAGCACGGCUAAACCACCCCCUUUACCUCCGGGACAUGAUUAUAGGCUUGAGGAAUUCCGUAUGAAUCAUCUACCUCCAUUUUUAGAAGAAGAAUUUAAGAAAAUGUUCCCUAACUAUAAUGCUUAUCCAGGAACUGAAAAGUUAUCUUCUUUACCAGCAAGAUUUCUUAACCCAAUAGCAGAGAGAAAAUUUAAACUUGCAGAUC